Exophiala spinifera is the source of this 612-nucleotide messenger RNA. RefSeq names its product 60S ribosomal protein L15. Gene Ontology annotation, biological process: cytoplasmic translation. The record is from RefSeq and is a predicted model, not a curated record. Gene Ontology annotation, cellular component: ribosome; cytosolic large ribosomal subunit. The transcript has 4 exons. Lineage: Eukaryota; Fungi; Ascomycota; Eurotiomycetes; Chaetothyriales; Herpotrichiellaceae. Bases 1 to 612 code for a protein of 203 amino acids. Gene Ontology annotation, molecular function: RNA binding; structural constituent of ribosome.
AUGGGUGCCCUCAAGUACGUGGAAGAGCUUCACAAGAAGAAGCAAUCCGAUGUCCUUCGAUUCCUUCUCCGAGUGCGCUGCUGGGAGCUCCGACAAUUGAAAGUCAUCCACCGCGCUUCCCGACCUUCUCGACCCGACAAGGCUCGCCGCCUGGGUUACAAGGCCAAGCAGGGCUAUGUCAUCUACCGCGUCCGUGUCCGACGUGGAGGUCGCAAGCGACCAGUGCCAAAGGGUGCUACUUAUGGCAAGCCUACCAACCAGGGUGUGAACCAACUCAAGUACCAGCGAUCGCUCAAGUCCACUGCUGAAGAGCGUGUCGGACGUCGCUGUGCCAACCUCCGAGUCCUCAACUCGUACUGGGUCAACCAAGACUCGACCUACAAAUACUACGAAGUCAUCCUUGUCGACCCUCAACACAAGGCCAUCCGCAAAGAUCCCCGGAUCAACUGGAUCGUCAACCCAGUUCACAAGCACCGCGAAAGCCGUGGCCUCACCGCAACCGGCAAGAAGUCUCGUGGCUUGGGCAAGGGUCACGGAUACAACAAGACCACCGCCGGAAGGAGAAAGACCUGGAAGAGACUCAACACCUUGUCGCUGUGGAGAUACCGAUAA